AUGGCCAAAAAACUCAUCACCAUCCUGGGCAUUACUGGAACACAGGGUGGUUCUGUAGCACGUCGAUUUCUCACCCACACCAACUGGCGCAUACGCGGACUCACGCGCAACCCUGGCUCCCCAAAGGCCAAGGAAUGGGCCAACAAGGGUGUUGAAAUCGUCAAAGGAGAUCACGAUGACUUGGAGUCCCUCAAGGCUGCCUUCCAAGGUGCUCACGCCAUCUUCGCCGUCACAGAUUGGGCCGGAUGCUACUCGCGAGUAGCCGGGGACGAGACCCUUCAGAGCGAGGCAGCCAAGGCCGGCUUGUCUCUCGAGGAAUAUGCCGGUCACCUCGAGACGCUACAGGGCAUCAACCUAGCAACAGCCGCUAGCGACCCCAACGUCCUGUCCACCCUCGAGAGAUAUGUCUUUUCUACCUUGGCGCCCGUCAAGCAAAUCAGCGGCGGCAAGUACAAGAACUCGUACGAGUUUGAUUCAAAGGCCGCGGCUGAGCAGCACAUCCGAGACAAGCUUCCGGAACUGCGUGCCCGCCUUAGCACCGUCAACAUGGGCAUCUUCCAAGAGACGUGGAGGGAGAUUUCCGCAUUCAGGCCGCACAAGAAACCGGAUGGUACUUUUGAAUAUGUCCGUCUUAAAUGCGACGGCCCACACAAGGAAAACCCAGAGGUCGUCGCGUCUCGUGAUAGUGGUGCGUUUGUCGAAGCCCUGGUUCUUCACCACCCGCCCGGCACAGACGUCCUGGGUGCCAGUCAAAUCAUUUCCAAGGAGGAUUACGCAGCUCUCUGGGCUAAGACACAGGGUGUAGAAGCGACGGUGAGAGAUGUUGACGAGGAAGAGUAUGUCAAGUAUCUUCCAGAGGGCUUCGACAAGACUGUCCUCGACGACUUCCGGUUUUUUGCAGAAUACGGGUAUGCGGGCGGAAACCCCAAGGUCAAGACACCGGAGCAGCUGGGUAUCAAGACGACAUCUUUGGAGGAUUACUUCCGAAGCGAAGAUUGGAGUGCCGUGUUGAAAGGGGAGAUAUGA
Messenger RNA from Bipolaris oryzae ATCC 44560, 1026 nucleotides. RefSeq lists its product as uncharacterized. The record is from RefSeq and is a predicted model, not a curated record. NCBI's taxonomy places the organism in Eukaryota, Fungi, Ascomycota, Dothideomycetes, Pleosporales, Pleosporaceae. The coding region runs from base 1 to 1026 and encodes 341 amino acids. The transcript is spliced from 2 exons.